Brassica oleracea var. oleracea is the source of this 684-nucleotide messenger RNA. Its product is annotated as agamous-like MADS-box protein AGL17. The record is from RefSeq and is a predicted model, not a curated record. Gene Ontology annotation, biological process: positive regulation of transcription by RNA polymerase II. Gene Ontology annotation, molecular function: RNA polymerase II cis-regulatory region sequence-specific DNA binding; DNA-binding transcription factor activity, RNA polymerase II-specific; protein dimerization activity. Bases 1 to 684 code for a protein of 227 amino acids. Gene Ontology annotation, cellular component: nucleus. NCBI's taxonomy places the organism in Eukaryota, Viridiplantae, Streptophyta, Magnoliopsida, Brassicales, Brassicaceae. The transcript is spliced from 7 exons.
AUGGGUAGAGGGAAGAUUGUUAUCCAGAGGAUCGAUGAUUCGACGAGUAGGCAAGUCACUUUCUCCAAAAGAAGAAAGGGUCUCAUAAAGAAAGCUAAAGAACUCGCUAUUCUCUGCGAUGCAGAGGUGGGUCUCAUCAUUUUCUCCAAUACCGACAAGCUCUAUGACUUUGCCAGCUCCAGUAUGAAAUCGACUAUUGAACGAUUCAACAAGACCAAGAUGGAGCAGCAACAACUAUUGAACCCUGCGUCAGAAGUUAAGUUUUGGCAGAGAGAGGCCACAACUCUAAGACAAGAACUGCACUCAUUGCAGGAAACUCAUCGAAAACAAAUGGGACAUCAAUUAAAUGGUCUGAGCGUUAAGGAGUUGCACAAUAUAGAAAGCCAACUUGAAAUGAGUUUACGUGGAAUUCGUAUGAAAAAGGAACAAAUUCUGACCAAUGAAAUCAAAGAACUCACCAGAAAGAGGAAUCUUGUUCACCAUGAGAAUCUUGAAUUGUCGAGAAAAGUACAAAGGAUUCAUCAAGAAAACGUCGAGCUACACAAGAAGGCUUAUGCAGUGUCAAUCAGAAAUGAAUUGGGAACUCGUGAUAUUGAAGAUACAGCCGAUGAAUCCCAUGCUCAGGUUCGGCUGCAGCUAAGUCUGCCUGAGCAAUCCCAUUAUGAGACCUCAACAAAUAGCUAA